Dioscorea cayenensis subsp. rotundata (Guinea yam) is the source of this 7596-nucleotide messenger RNA. Its product is annotated as golgin subfamily B member 1. The coding region runs from base 1153 to 7269 and encodes 2038 amino acids. The record is from RefSeq and is a predicted model, not a curated record. NCBI's taxonomy places the organism in Eukaryota, Viridiplantae, Streptophyta, Magnoliopsida, Dioscoreales, Dioscoreaceae. The transcript is spliced from 10 exons.
UUCUCUCUCUUUCUAGUUCUUGGGCUCUCUCUCAUGGCGAUCUGGAGCCCUAGAUCUUGCUCGAUGUUGUGAGGUCUCCAGCUCGUCAAUGGCGUUGUGGAGAAGCUCUUCGCCCAGCUUCGCUUGCUGCCCAAGCACCAGAUCCGGGAUUAGGUGGGGUGAUCGGGGCGCGCCGUCUCUUUCCACCCACUUUGCUCUCUAGGGUUUGAUUGUGCUAUGUUUUUGGUUGAAUCUUGUUGGGACUUUGGCAAAUGCAGUGGGCUUUUGAUGAAUUUUUGGUGGUUUUGGGGUUGGAAAUGUUGAAAUAUUACUGGUUUUGUGGUGUGUAAGUGGGGUUGUGGGAAGUCUGGCGGUGUUGAUGAAUGUGUGGGAUUCUAGGGUUGAUUGAACUUGGAUUUUUGGUGUUGUUUGUGGUUGUUUGAUCUGGUUUUGUUCUAAAGAUAUGAUUUUUUUGGUUAUUUUGAGUUAUUAUAGCUGAUACGAGUUAUAUUAAGAGAAUUUUUUGUCCAGGAGUUACUAGCUAGUCAUGACAUGGUUUUGAAGUUGCAGCUGGGGAAAAAAAGGUAAUCUUGCUGGCGUUUGUUUGAGUUGGUAGUAGACCACCGAGAAAUACAGCAAGGUUGCUUGUGCUUGAUCCACCUUUGAAAUGAAUGUAUAGGUUCUAGAUUUUUUGAGGUCAGUGGUGUUUUAAAUCUUUUCUUCCUGGAUUUGAUACAGUAUUGGGUUUUAUGAGCUGUUUCAACAUUAGGAUUUGAGAGCUAUCUGGGCUUGUUUUUGAAGUUUUUGAUGUGGAGAAUCUCUAUCUUGUUGUGGAAUUUAGGAUAUUAGAAUUGGAUCUUUAAAUGGAUCUGGGUCGAUUGAAUGAAUUUGGUCAACUUUAGAGUCCAGCGAUUACUUUGUUUUUCCCUGUUUUGCUUUAGUGAAUAGGAGGAAUUUUGUAGAUGCUGCAUAAUUCAUUAGAUUCUAUGCCUAUGUGUUCUUAGAUGCACCACUUUUGAUAAAGGAAUGAGCCUCUCUAGUCUUAUUCUCACCACAUUGCUUUUCUUUUUGGGGAAUUGAAACAUGGAUCAUGCCCGCUAAUUUUACAGUGCAGGGUAGUCAUUGAAAUAAAAAAAUAUCGGUUAGAGCUGAUAACUUGUUGGUUCGGGAAGAAUGUCAAGGGUGCCUAAAUGGAAGGCUGAAAAGACGAAAGUGAAAGUGGUUUUUCGACUUCAGUUCCAUGCUUCACAUAUUCCUCAACCUGGAUGGGACAAGUUAUUUGUGUCCUUUAUCCCAGCAGACACGGGGAAAGUGAUUGGCAAAACAACAAAAGCUAUUGUGAGGAAUGGGAACUGCAAAUGGUCUGAUCCUCUAUAUGAAACCACAAGACUACUUCAAGACACAAGGACCAAAAAAUAUGAUGACAAGCUAUACAAACUUGUUGUGGCGAUGGGAUCUUCCAGAUCCAGUCUUCUUGGGGAGGCCAAUAUCAACCUAGCUGACUAUGCUGAUGCAUUAAAACCUUCUUGUGCUUCUCUGCCCCUGCAUGGAUCUGACUUUGGAACAAUUUUACAUGUCACAGUCCAGCUUCUAACGUCAAAGACUGGCUUCAGAGAAUUUGAACAACAAAGGGAGCUCAAUGAAAAGGGGUUUCAGGUGGUAUCAGGCCACAAAAAUCUUUAUCCUGCUGAUAGCAGAGCAGCUUCUUCUGAGGCAAUUAUUGGACAUGAGGACAAGGCCAAUGCAAAAGUUAGGUUUAAAGCAGAUUCUGCUGAAUUACCUUCAGUUGAGGAGGCUGGAGAAUCUAAUGAAAGCUAUGAAGAUUCUGCUACAGGAAUUGACGGCUCAUCUUAUACAUCUGAUAGUUUUCAUGCGGAAAAGAAUGAUAACUCUGGAAUACCUGAAAUUGAUACCCUAAAGAGCACAAAUUCUGGUGACAUUGGGGCAUCUCCCCAUAGUUCAAGUCUUCCUCCUGAGAAAGAAGGCCGGAAUGACAAUACUUGCUGGGCACGAGGUUCCAAUGGUUGGAUUCAUGGAUGGAGUUCAGACUAUUCCGUAGACAAUGAUCUAGCUGUUGCUUAUGAGGAAAACAAUAGGCUCAGAGCAAGACUGGAGGCAGCUGAAUCAAAUAUUUCACAGCUUAAACUUGAAGCAAGUUCGUUACAAGCACUCACAGAUGAAUUUGUUGUGGAAACUCAAAAACUAACUCAUCAGCUUGCUACUGAGCUCACUUCCGGGGAAAGAAUGGCUGCAGAAGUCUCCAAAUUGAAGUCCGAGUGCUUGAAGCUCAAAGGUGAUGUUGAAGAACUAAAAUUUGCUAAUGCAAUGCACUUCUCCUAUUCCCCUGCAAGGAAACUUGAAGCUGCACCUGGGGUUACUCUGCAAGAUCGACAAUUGUUGUCUCAUGAAUUUCAGAUCAAAUGGCUCCAAGAAUUAUUGCUCAUUGAGGGUCAAGUCAAGGAAAUUCAAAACAAGGCUUGCCUUGGUUACCAUGAAAGCGAGUUUAAUUUUCUUUAUUCUGAUUUUGAAGUUCUCGACCGUCUUACGCAAAAUCUUAAGCAAGGUAUGAUGGAGGCCACUUCGCUUAGAUUGGUUGAAGGCUUUCAGAAUAAGGGGAGUCAGAGUCUGCGUGCUUUGCAAUCUGAUUGCUUUAUCCAAUGUCAAACAUUGGAAAGAUCUUGUGGGUCUCAUCAUCCAGAUGGCAGGUUAUACUACUCAAGUGGUGAUCAUCAAGUAGAUCCUAUAGCAGACAAUGCUAUGGAUGGGAGAAUGUAUGAACUUCUUGGUGAACUGGAGUUGUUGAAAACUGAAAAUGAAAGCCUCACAAAGAAAAUGAACCAGAUGGAAUGCUAUUAUGAAUCUCUUAUUCAAGAGAUUGAGGAAAACCAGAAGCACGCCCUGAAUGAGUUGGAGAGCCUCAAAAGUGAACGUGGUACUAGCCUCUUUACAAUUUCUGCUCUCCAAAAUCAAAUAGAAAAGUUGCACCAAGACAUGAAUGAACAGUACAUCAGGUUUGCUGAGGAUAGGCACAACCUAGAUUCUCUCAACAAGGAACUUGAAAAGAGAGCUAUUAUAUCAGAGAAUGCUCUUAAAAGGGUUCGUCGGAACUACUCUGUAGCUGUGGAUCGUCUUCAGAAAGACCUUGAACUACUCUCAUUCCAAGUUUUAUCUAUGUAUGAGACAAAUGAAAGCCUUGCAAAACAAGCUCUGACUGAUGUUUCUGAUUUUCUUGUUCAUUAUCAUUCUGAUGAUAGUGCAGAAUAUGCUCAACAAUCUUCUCAGUACCAAGAUUUCUACAAACAGAAUGGCGCAAGAAUGUAUCCAGACACUAUACUUGUGAAGCAGGAGAAGCUACUUGCUUCAACGCUGCAUGGUCUACCGCAAAACAUCACCCAAGAAGUAGACCACCACUUUGGCCUUGCUGAAGAAAGCAAAGGAAUAUUUCAAAAAUAUGGAUCUGUGAAUUUCGAGUUGCCAAUUAUUGAUGAGCAUGUGAAUGGCGUGAAGUCAGAGGUGCAUAUGGCUUCUCAACAAAAUAACAUCAAAGGGCAGAAUUAUCUGGUAGUUCCUAGUGGGAUAUCAUCAGUAACUCCCAGCAGCAAUGAGCUUGUAGAGAUGUCCUCCAUUACCAAGUCCUAUCUUGGCACUCCGGCAACUGUUAAAUGUACAUCAUUAGAGAUUCAGAACAAAUGUGCUGAACCAGAUAAUCAGCUUGCAGAGCAAAAAGAUUCUUUGGAAGAAUUAAGAUCAUCAUCGCAUAUGCUGAAAAGCCUUCAGUCGAAGACCGAAGCUGAACUUUCAGAAUUAUGUGCACUUAACCUGCAGUCUGAAGUUUUCUCCUAUGUCAUAGAAGAAACUAUUCAUGAUUUGAACGAUGUGAUUAUGCACAUGAAAGGUAAGAUGAAUGAACUUGAACAGCAAAUAGAGUAUUCGAAUGAGAUGAACAGAUCAUUUAGGUCUACGCUGCAAAGUGCCAAGGAUGAGGCCAGAAUAUUAAAGGAGAAUGAAAUCAAAUACAUGUCAAUCUGUGAUGAUUUGACAUUAAAAAGCCGUAUUCUGGAAGCAAAGUUACAAGAUAUUUCAGAGGAGAAUACAUUUUUUAUUCAGAAGGCUGCAGAAAAUGAAAGAUUGUUAAUGGAAUACAGAACUCAUGAAAGCAAGUAUAAUGCUUUGACUGAAGAAAGAAAGGAACUUGAGUUAUUUCUGAAACAGGAGUUAGUAGAAAAGCAACGUCUUCAAGCUGAACUUAACUCUGCAAUUGUAAACAUUGAAUCUUUGAAAAGGGAUUAUAAUGAGCAGUCCUCUAUCAAUGAUGAACUGCUGAAAACUAUUGUAAAUGUCAAGGAAAAGCUGGUGAGUCUAAGUUAUGUCUUGGCUUCUUCUGAUGAUCAAAUCAAUGAUCCUACACUUGACAUUGAGGAUGACGUGGAGAGUGGGAACUGCAGUGAUAUUUUCUUGCUUUUGAAGCAGUUACAGCAGAAUGCGAACAGGAGAAUUUCUAGAAUCUGUCAAGAGAAGAAGGAGAUAGAGCAACAGAGAGAUAUUGUUCAAUAUUCAUUAAAAGAUUCAGAAUAUCAGCUUUCAUUGAUGAGGCAGAAGUUUGAAUCGGAAUUGGAUGAGAUAACAAAAAAGCUAGAGUUUUCCAACUCUGUAGUGGAGAAGCUUAAAUUAGAAUCAGAGGAUAUUGCACAGAAGCUUAAAAUUAGUUCAGAUGCCGAGGAAAAAUAUGCUAUGGAGAAUCAGGAAUUAUUAUCAAGUUUAGAAGUUUUGAAAAAUGAAUUAGAACAUGCUUCCAGCGAAAACACAGGUCUUGUUAGACAGCUGCAGCAGUUUGAACAUGACUCUAGGGAGCUUGAGAGGCUGAAACUAGAUUUUACUAAUUGCAUGCAAGAGAAUAGGACAUUGAUGUUAUCUGUACAGGCUGGCAAAGAAGCAUCUAUCAAAGUGGAAAAUGAAAUCAGAGGCUUGGAGGAAAGGUUGAAAUGGACUCAUGAAGAACUGCAGUCAGAACAACAAGAAAAAAUGGAACUUGAAGCUUUGAUUUUCGAUCUUACGUCACAAUCGAAGGAGAAAGCACAACUUUUGUUCUCUCUAAAUGAACAAUUAGCUGAAUUGACCCACCUCAGAGAAAGGGUAUCUGAUCUAGAAUCACAGAAUUUCGCAUUACAGCAGGAUUUAUCCCUGAAUGAAGAAUGCAGGAGGAGGAUAGAAGGUGAAGCUUUGUCUGUGCAUGCCCAAUUCACUGAUCUGGAAUCUGUCCUCAUACAGUAUUCUUUAAUUGCAGACAUUGAAGUUACAUACUUGAAAAACCACUUCCAUUCUAGGGUGAUGGAACUUGUUAAUCAAGUAGAUACAUCAAAGAAUGACUUUAAUGAGCUUCAUUUGAAAUAUCUAGAUGUUAUUACUGCUCUGAAGAAAUCCAUGAUUAAUGAAGCUCAAUUGCAAGACGAAAAUGCAAAAUUAUCAAAAGCAUUUGAUUCGCUCAAAUCUGAAUUUGACAUGCUUAUUUCUGAAAGAGACAAGCUUGUUAAUUGUGUGAACAGAAAAAUUGAUGUGUUGACUGAAUCUGAGGAUUUGAAGCCCAGAGCUGCAAUUGAAGCAGAUGAUAGACAAGAAAGAAACAGAUAUGAAAAUGAAAUCAGGAAUUUGACAAAUCUGCUUGUGAGUUUUGAAGAAGAGAUGGACAACCUAAGAUCCUCAAGGGAUGAGUUAAUAAUUACAGAUAUAUUACUUAGAUCUAAGAUUGAUGAACAGCGUGCCGGAAUAUCAGUGCUGGAGGCCUUGGAUGCUGAGCUGAGAAAACUACAGGAGCAGAAUAAUGACCUUGCGUAUAAGCUUUCUGAACAAACUUUGAAGACAGAGGAGUUCAAGAAUUUAUCUAUCCAUUUAAGGGAGCUGAAAGACAAGGCAGAUGCUGAAUGCAAUCAAGCUCGUGAAAAAAGGGAGCAUGAGGGAUCUUCACAUGCAGUGCAAGACUCAUUGAGAAUUGCUUUUAUCAAAGAGCAGUGUGAAACUAAGCUUCAAGAGCUGAAAACCCAGCUGUAUGGCUCCAAAAAACAUGCAGAAGAAAUGCUAUAUAAAUUGCAAGAUGCUAUCGAUGAAAUAGAGUGUGGGAAGAAAAGAGAAGUUUCUUUUGUGAAGAAAAUUGAAGAGCUGUCGACUAAGGUCUCUGAAUUAGAGGCUGAGCUACAGAUGUUACUGACAAACAGGAGGGAGUUAGUGAAGGCAUGUGACAGAAUGAAAGCUGAAUUGGAAUGCACUCAAUUAAGCCUGGACUGCUGCAAGGAAGAGAAGCUAAAAUUUGAGUUAUCUUUGCAUGAAUCUAAUGAGGAAAAGACAAAGCUUAGAGUUGAACUUGACUUGGUGAAGCGACUGUUGGAAAAUAUGUCCUCUACCACAGAUGUCCAAUCACAAAGAUAUCGUGAAUCUGGUACUCAUAAUGCUACAUCAAUUGGUGAAAUAUUGAAAGAUGGGGAGACUGGCUUUUCAGUUCAUCAAGAAGCACUUUGUAGAACUGGAAUCACAGAUAAGAAUGAUAAAGUACCUCUCGAGACAGUAGAUCCUGUAAAUAUUGCACCAAGAAGCCAAUCCUUUGACAGGUCAUUUUCAUCAGGAGAAGAGAAAGAUUUAAUGCUGGUUCGUGUUGAUGAAAAUUCACUUAGAGUAAACUUAAAGGAUGGCCAUGUGUCUGAUAGCCUCCAUACGCAACAUACCCUUCUAGAGAACGACACAAAACACAUGGAUGAAAUGAAGGAGCAUUUCAAAGAGCAGCAAAGACUGGUUUCGGAAAUGAAUCUUCUUCACAGAGAGCUGGAGAGGUUGAAAAAUGAGAAUUUGACUUCUCUUCUCCCCUUAGAGGAUCAUAGUCUUGAUCAAGCUCUUCAAGGUUUAGAACGGGAACUAUCCCAGCUUGAGAGAGCAAAUGAGCAUUUAGGAAAUAUAUUCCCCCUCUUUAAAGACUUUUCUGGUACUGGUAAUGCACUAGAGAGGGUGCUAGCUUUGGAGCUUGAACUUGCAGAAUCACUGCAGGUGAAGAAGCCAGACACCCGUUUUCAGAGCUCAUUUCUUAAACAACACAGCAAUGAAGAAGCCGUAUUUCAGAGCUUUAGAGACAUCAACGAGUUAAUUCGAGACAUGCUUGAUAUAAAGAGAAAAAAUGCAGCUGUUGAAACCGAACUCAAAGAGAUGCAAGAUCGAUAUUCACAGCUUAGUCUGAAGUUCGCUGAGGUGGAAGGUGAAAGGCAAAAACUAUUGAUGACAUUGAAAAACAGAACACCGAAGAAAUCAUAAUAUAUAAGUCAACGAGAACAAAGCCGGAUUUUUACUGUCGGAAAGAUGAGUACAGUGGAUUAGUGAUCGAAAUGGAGCUUCUGUAGAUAUAUACACCUUAGCUUUUCAUUGAGGAUCACAUGCAGAGCUUCUGAGAUGUCUCUUGGAUGAUGUAUAUACCAUAAUCUGUUGUAUUCUGGAUUAUAUAUAUAUAUAUAUAUUAUCGAUAUAUUAUCGAUAUCAAAUGGCCUUGUGCUGUAUGGUAUGUAUUUUCGUAAUCUUGUAUAAUUGGGCAAACAUAUUUUUUUGCUAUUGUGACUAACUCUUAUCAAAUUGCAAGUUAUUUUU